UCUUUCGCCCCCCCCCCCUCCCUCUCGGUAACUUCAAGUAUAAGGCCUGUAUUUGUGAAGUUGGUGACGCCCAUUUGUAUCGUAGGAGCACUGAAAAAAAAACCGCCACGACAAGUUCAUUGUUACAUUUUUUACCCCCCCCCCCUCCGGUGACACGACUUUUGCUCCUGUCUUUAUAUCUCAAAGGGUAUAGGGGCAUAUAGAGUUAGAGUUAGGAUUGUGCAUAGAUAAUUAGUAUACAUCUCUAUGGGAUUGUGAUAGUUUAUCAGAGUGCGGAAGUGUGUGUGGGGGAGGCCCUGUUUUUUGUACAGAAAAUGUAGGCCUAAAGAUUAAAAUAAGGAUUAUGGUUAAUUUUGGAUGUUACUUUUAUUAGUUUUGUAGGUUAGAUUUUUUUUUAUUUUUGGCUUUAAAAGCAGAUUUCCCAUAUGAGCAAUUGUCUCCGAUCCGGAGCAAAUAAAAUGGCACCACUUGGACAUGGAGUUCCUUUCCCAAGCUGCUAGCGCCCUAUAUAUUUCCCGAGCUUUCCCGCCAUUUCAAUUUUGCAUUUAUUCAAUAGGAGCGCGGCAAAAUCUAGAUAUCGCGUGAUUGGAGGAAGGAUUCAGGAAGGCGUGGUUACAAAACUUAUUCCCAUUUCUAUUGGCCAAUUCUCGGCUUGCGCUCGAUAUCUACUAAAUUGCCUGGAUAAAUAGCGCGCGCUAAUGCUACUGUGCAUGUGCAGCCUUGGCGGAUGUGUUUGUAAAUCUGUAAAGAAUUAGACCUACUAAGUAUUUAUUACUUUCAAAUUGACUGACUUGAGUGGGGAGUUUAAUAUUUUGGAGAAAGUACUUCUGAGAGAUAAGAAGAAAUAAAGUGAGCAAGCUUCCUUGGAGCGAGCACCAUGUUCUAUUCACAUGAUAUCCUACAAAAGCGAGGCGGAAAGUUUGGAAUCAUUUGGAUUGCAGCAACAAAAGGGGUAGCAUUGAGCAAGAGAGAUUAUUGCAGUGUGUGUGUCACAAAGUCAUGCGAUGACAUUGUCAAAUACAUCACAUUGCAAGUGUUACCAGCUGGUGGGAAAGGUUCUCGUCCUCGCUUCUCUCUUUACCUUUCAUCUCAGUUGAUGGUUGGUGUUGCAAGAGUCUUUGAGAAACAAGUCGGUUAUUUCAUUGGUGAUGUGACUGAGCUUCACAAGCGAGCAAGUGGAUUCCGGGCUUCAAGUUUUGAUGAUGUGUUUCCCAGUCAUAUUCAGCUCAAGAAAUCAACAAGGUCAGGUGACUUCUGUACGAUGCCUGAAUCCAACCUGUUCAACGAUGAAGAGUUUGGUGUGAUGAGAGGUUCAUGGGAUACGUCUCCAGAUCCUCUUCUACUUCCAGAAAUUGAGAUGUUUUCUGUGAGUCCAUACAGGACAGCUAAAUUGUCUACAUCGUUGCUAGAGCUUAGUCCAACUCAGAUGGAUAAACUUGUACUUGAGAGUCCAUCCCAUGUGGUAUCCAGUGCGUCAGAGAUCAGCCUCAAAGAUGAAGAGUCUUAUCACCAAGAAGUACAGAUCCCCGAGGUUGAAUUGCCCCCUCUGGAGGGCAUUGAUGAUGAGCUCAUGACAAACAUCUAUGAAGAGAUGGCUGUAGUGGAAGAAAUGAAGGAGAAUGAAGACCAAGUAAACAUCUCCCAGCUUAGCAGUUUCUGCCUUGACCAGCUAUGGGAAGUGGACCAGCAGACAGGUCAGCUCAUCCUGUCUCCCUCUCCCAAAGGAAGGGAUUUCCGGCCACGUCACUCCUCCCCUCAUCAAGCCCUCAGUCAACUCUCUCCCAUACCCUCCCAGGAGGCGCUCCCCUCACCCACUGGACCAGGGCUGGAAGAGCAUCUGGUGGAAGGAGCUGAUGUGGAGGCAGAGCCUGCGGAAGAGCAGAAGGUGGAGGUUGAAGGAGCAGAGGUGGUUCCUCCUCCCAAGAAGCCAAGUACCGAUGGGAUGGAGACUCCUGCGAUUGGACCAGUGAUGCAAAACAUUCUACGACUGUCUCCAAUCGAUGCUGCCACCCCAUCACCUAUCCCUCGAAGAGGACGCAAGAGACGUCUUGUGUUUGCUGAUAAUUCCACUCAAAUGAGUAAGAAAGACAUACGGCGCAAUAUGGAAACCGUGGAUGAACUUGCGCGCAAGGAGACUAUCAUAUCUCUAGGUCACCCAUCUGCCAAGGAACUGUUUGAAGAGCCAGCAAGAAAAGCUUUGAAGAGGACGACUGCCCUGUUCAAGCUAUGGAAGGAUCAUUCUGAGCUACGAAGAGCCACGACUGAUCCCGAAGAGGAAGAUCUUGAUGCACCCGCCUGGAGCACAGCUUACACGAGACCCAGACAACCCCUCCCUGGAUCAUCCUCUGAUACAACCAGCAGAGAAGAGCAGGAAGAAGAGGAAGAUGAAGAGAGGGCUUUACUGCUCAAGGAAAUACCAGAGGUCCUUCGGCAUGAACUUUCUGUGAGUACAGAGCGUCUGAGAGAUAUAUCCUUGGAAACCAGCCAGCCACGGGCAAAGUUUGAAGACACUCCCCACUCUCUUAUUGUCUCAGAUGCCAGUCACUUGUCUGAUUCCAAGGACAGUUCACGUGCAAAGAGUUUCCACUCGGAUCCUCCAACAGCACAGCGGAGCUUGCACCGCCCCAUAAGAGACAGCUUCAAGGAAAUGGGAGAGGCCAUCCCGGAGGAACUCAUGGACAUCCAGGAGCUUCCAUUAUUACCAGAGGAGGAUAUGCUGAUGGACCAGCUGGAGGGACAGAUGGAAGAACCAGCAGUGGCCGAGAUGAUCAGUACCUCAGAAGAUGAAGAAGGAAGGAAGUUGAGAAAGAAGGAAGAGACAAAGGAGAAGCAAGAGGAAUUGACGGUUCCUCAAGGGAACAUCCUGAGGGGAAUUGGUGUGCUUACAGAAGAAAAAGAUUCAAUUCGAUUCAAGGACCUGGUCCCACCAUCAACCUACAGAUCAGUUGCAACCAAGAUCUUCUCUGUGUGUCUGGAAUACGCUGCAAUGAGGCUCAUCUCAGUGACUCAGAAAAAGCCUUUUGGAGACAUCUAUAUUCAGAGAGGACCUAACUACGAGUAGAACGAUGUAAUCUAGUUGCUUCUUUCACUUUACUCAGGCAGAGCGAUAAUUUAGGGAGCCUUUAAUUGUUUUCUAGGAAAUUGUGUGUGAUAAAGAUUUUUACCUCUCAACAACUCAUAACAUCUUGAAAGAUUAGAGAAGGAUGCUUUUUUUUACUUUAUUGGUGGGGAUAAGGGGGGGGGGGGUAAAGAAACGGUGAGUACUACCAUAUCCCAUUCUCCACUUUUCAGUAUUAAAUAGAAAAAGAGAUAGGAGGCUUGUCUUACAAAGAGUUAUGAAAGAUUAAAAAUUAAUUUCAGUUUGAUUUUUAAGUGUCAUUUGGAACAAUUGCAGCUCUUUUUGAGACAGACCCCAGGGUUUUUUUUUUGGGGGGGUCUGGAAGUAUGUGUUAGAUUUCAUAUUCAGAUUAUGAGAUCAAUGAAAUGCAGGGCUGUCAUUAAAAGCUGGUAAAAA
This is a messenger RNA of Lytechinus variegatus (green sea urchin), 3514 nucleotides long. RefSeq names its product meiotic recombination protein REC8 homolog. Gene Ontology annotation, biological process: synaptonemal complex assembly; replication-born double-strand break repair via sister chromatid exchange; mitotic sister chromatid cohesion. The transcript has 18 exons. The record is from RefSeq and is a predicted model, not a curated record. Gene Ontology annotation, molecular function: chromatin binding; protein binding. NCBI's taxonomy places the organism in Eukaryota, Metazoa, Echinodermata, Echinoidea, Temnopleuroida, Toxopneustidae. Gene Ontology annotation, cellular component: cohesin complex; synaptonemal complex. Bases 878 to 3061 code for a protein of 727 amino acids.